Molecule: messenger RNA, 1119 nt
Organism: Vicugna pacos (alpaca)
Lineage: Eukaryota; Metazoa; Chordata; Mammalia; Artiodactyla; Camelidae
Source: RefSeq, a predicted model, not a curated record
AUGGGUUUAUUUGGGAAUAGCAGAGGAAUUGCAGUUCAGGACAAGAAAGCUAUGGUGAACCACAGAAAGAUGAAUUCUACCUCUGCUUCCAAAUGCCAUCCUGAGGAGGUGGGGUGCCUCCGCCAGCUGACCAUGGCCAUUAUGUCUGUGUCCUUUGUGGUUGGUAUAGUGGUCAACGGGCUGGUGCUCUGGAUGACAGUUUUCCGACUGGCCUGCACUGUCACUACCAUGUGGUUCUUUAACCUGGCCCUUGACAACUUCUUUCUCACUGUCCCUGCCCAUCGCAUACACACCAUAGCCAGUGGCCAGUGGUUCCUCAGCAAAUUGGCCUGCAAGCUCUACAUGGCCUUCUUGACCUUCAACUUCUUUACCAGUGUCUGCCUCCUGGUCCUCAUCUCUGUGGACCAUUGCAUCUCUGUCAUCUACCCUGUCUGGUCAUGAAACCACCACACCGUACAGUGGGCAACCUGGCUGGCUGUUGGCAUGUGGCCCCUGGCUACUAUUGCUUCUUCUCCGUACUUGAAAUUCCAGACAACUGGAACACUGAAAGAAUGUUUCUACUGCUACUUCAAGUUCGACAUAGACAAUAAGGGGGAGGAGAACUCCCAGGAUUGGAAGCCAGUAGUUUGGGGGAGGCAAGUGACUAAGACUGUCAUUCGCUUCCUGCUGGGUUUCUUACCCUUGGCGAUCAUUGGUACCUGUGCUCACCUCAUCUGCACCAGGCUCCGGCGGGAGGGCUGGGUCCAUGUUAGCCGACCAAAGAGGUUGCUGCUGGUGUUGGUGAGUGCCUUUUUCAUCUCCUGGUUCCCAUUUAACAUGGUGCGCUUGGUCCAAUUGUUAGAGCAAAAGGAAUCCGACCCCAGGAUGCUGCUUAUCGUCUGGGCUAUAUUCUCCCUGGGUUGUUUCAACAGCAGCCUCAACACUUUCCUCUAUGUCUUUGUUGGCAGAGAUUUCCAAGAAAUUUUCCAGUCUUUGCCUUUUGCUCUGGCCAGAGCAUUUGGUGAGGAUGGGUUUCUCAGUCAGCCUGUCCCUGAGUUGAAGCCUUCGGGAGAUAAUGGAAACCUUCAGGAAGUCUUCCUGGAGAUCUCUUAUCUAAAUCUCUCCAUUAAAGACAUCUAA